Leptinotarsa decemlineata (Colorado potato beetle) is the source of this 490-nucleotide messenger RNA. RefSeq names its product centromere protein S. Gene Ontology annotation, cellular component: FANCM-MHF complex. NCBI's taxonomy places the organism in Eukaryota, Metazoa, Arthropoda, Insecta, Coleoptera, Chrysomelidae. Gene Ontology annotation, biological process: resolution of meiotic recombination intermediates; replication fork processing. The record is from RefSeq and is a predicted model, not a curated record. Gene Ontology annotation, molecular function: chromatin binding; protein heterodimerization activity.
UUUAUAUUUGAAAGCGUUAUUUGAAGUAAAUAAAAAGUUGUAAGUCUAAGUGUGACUUACAAAGUGCGGUUAUUCUCACAAUUUUUUGAAUUUUGUUAUCAACAGUAUAAAAAUGACAACUGAACAAGCAUGCAAAACGUUCAACGAUUACUGCUGAUGAUGUCAAGCUGCUGGUCAGACGUAAUGAAUCACUGAAGGAGCUAGUAGAUUCCAGACUACAGGCAAUAAUUGCGAGAAACCCCCAUGAACCUACAAACAACCAGAAAAGGAAACGAAAAGGAACUGUUUAAUACAAUUAUUACGUACAGAAGUUUCAAUAUUUAUUUCAGAUUUUAUGUGUCAUAGUUUAAUCUCCUAUAUCAUUCUUACUCUGAAGUUUCCAUAAAGUAUUGUAAUUUAUUCUCACUUGAUUGAUUUUUUCCUGUUUUGAUCAGUUAUUCUGUGGAAAUCAAAGUAAGUUCAGUAAUUAAAACAACAAAUAUUAUGUCAA